CACCAGACGGUCCGUCAGACAGCAUGCAGUUAGGCUGCUAAGGGAUGGAAGAAGCCAGCCUGUGCCUUGGAGUGUCCUCUGCCGCGGCCGAAGCGGAGCCCCGCCUGAGCAGCCCCGUCCUCAACGGCCAGUAUGCCAUGAGCCAGAAGCUGCACCACAUCACCUCGCAGCUCAGCCAUGCCUUCCCCGAGCUGCACCCGCGGCCCGGCCCCGAGGACAAGCCCGCGGCGCCCCUCGACGACCCGGCGCACGGGCCCCUGAGCGGCCAGCCCCUGGGCAGCCAGAUGGCGCUGCUGGCCAGCCAGCUGGGCCGGGACGUCGACACCAGCCUCAACGGGCGCGUGGACCUGCAGCAGUUCCUCAACGGGCAGAACCUGGGCAUCAUGUCGCAGAUGAGCGACAUCGAGGACGACGCGCGCAAGAACCGCAAGUACCCCUGCCCGCUGUGCGGCAAGCGCUUCCGCUUCAACAGCAUCCUGUCCCUGCACAUGCGCACGCACACGGGCGAGAAGCCCUUCAAGUGCCCCUACUGCGACCACCGGGCGGCGCAGAAGGGCAACCUCAAGAUCCACCUGCGGACCCACAAGCUGGGCAACCUGGGCAAGGGGCGCGGGCGCGUGCGCGAGGAGAACCGCCUGCUGCACGAGCUGGAGGAGCGCGCCAUCCUGCGCGACAAGCAGCUGCGCAGCAGCCUGCUGCCCCCGCGGCCGGACCUGAAGCCGCCGCCGCACGCGCAUGCGCACGCGCACGCGCAUGCGCCGCCCGCGCCGCCCGCCGCCAGCCACCUGGCGCCGCCCGCGCCGCCCGGAGGAGGCGCGCCCGACGCCGCGCGCCCGGCGCCCUCGCCGAAGCCCGCGGGCGCGCAGGACGAGGCGGCGGCGCCGGCCGCCGGCUUCCGCUGCACCUUCUGCAAGGGCAAGUUCAAGAAGCGCGAGGAGCUGGAGCGCCACAUCCGCAUCCUGCACAAGCCCUACAAGUGCACCCUGUGCGACUUCGCGGCCUCGCAGGAGGAGGAGCUCAUCAGCCACGUGGAGAAGGCGCACAUCACGGCCGAGUCGGCGCAGGGCCAGGGCCCGAGCGGCGGCGGCGAGCAGGCGGCCAGCGAGUUCCGCUGCGAGGUGUGCGGCCAGGUGUUCAGCCAGGCCUGGUUCCUCAAGGGCCACAUGCGCAAGCACAAGGACUCGUUCGAGCACUGCUGCCAGGUGUGCGGCCGGCGCUUCAAGGAGCCCUGGUUCCUCAAGAACCACAUGAAGGUGCACCUCAACAAGCUGGCGGCCAAGAGCAAGGCCCCCGGCGACCCCGACGGGCCCGCGCCGCUGGGCGCCAUGGCGCAGGAGGCGCACGCCAACCUGUACUCCCGCUACCUGUCCUGCCUGCAGGGCGGCUUCGUGGCCCCAGACAAGGCCGGCCUGGGCGAGCCCGGCCAGCUCUACGGCAAGGGGGAGCUGCCCCUGAAGGAGAAGGAGGUCCUGGGGAAGCUGCUGUCGCCCCUCUCCGGCGUGGCCCACGGUGGCGUCCCCGAGGGUGACAAGCACUCCCUCCUGGGCUGCCUCAACUUGGUGCCGCCGCUGAAGUCCAGCUGCAUCGAGCGGCUGCAGGCUGCGGCCAAGGCGGCCGAGAUGGACCCGGCCAGCAGCUACCCAGCCUGGCAGCUCAUGGCCAGGGGCAUGGCGGUGGAGCACGGCUUCCUGUCUAAAGAGCACCCUCUGCCCCGCGGCCAGGAGGACCUGCUGGCGCACACGGGAGUCGUGUUCGAUAAGGAGAAGCGCGAGUACGUGCUAGUGGGAGCAGAUGGCUUGAAGCAGAAAAUGCCUGCGGAUCUGCUCUCCAGCGCCAAAGUGGGCAGUCAGAGAGACCUGCCGGCCAAGCUCGAGCCGGUGGACGGCAGUCGGGAGUUCCUGUCCCACGGGCUCAGCCAGGCGCUGGACUACAACCUGCAGGGCCCAGGGAGCGGCAAGGACAAGCCCACGGAGUGCCCCGACUGCGGCCGGGUGUUCCGCACCUACCACCAGGUGGUGGUGCACUCCCGCGUGCACAAGCGGGACCGCAGGGCGGAGGAGGACGGGCUGCACGCCGGCUUGGAGGAGCGGCGCGGCUCGGGCAGUGACCAGGAGUCCCAGUCCGUGAGCCGCUCGACCACGCCCGGCUCCUCCAACGUCACCGAGGAGAGUGGGGUCGGCGGUGGCCUGUCCCAGACCGGGAGCGCCCAGGAGGACAGCCCGCACCCCUCCUCGCCAUCCUCCUCAGACAUCGGCGAGGAGGCGGGGAGAGCAGCCGGCGGCCAGCAGCCCGCGCUGCUGCGGGACCGGAGCCUGGGCGCGGCCAUGAAGGACUGCCCGUACUGUGGGAAGACCUUCCGGACGUCCCAUCACCUGAAGGUGCACCUGAGAAUACACACAGGUGAGAAACCCUACAAGUGUCCCCACUGCGACUACGCCGGCACCCAGUCCGCGUCCUUGAAGUACCACCUGGAGCGGCACCACCGAGAGCGGCCGAACGGAGCGGGGCCCCUGCCGGGCCAGCCCUCCAGCCAGGACCCCAGGGACGAGCUGCCCGGCAAAGCUGCUCUGUUCAUCAGGCCCGACAUCCUGAGGGGCGCCUUCAAGGGGCUCCCCGGAAUGGACUUCAGGGGUGCGCCUGCCUCCCAGCCGUGGACGGCCGGGGUGCUCUCCUCGGCGGACCACCCCAGCCAGGCCGCCGGCAUGUCCUCGGAGGCUCCUUCAGACACCCUGAAACGCGCCGACCUCCCCUCCAAAAGCACCCACUUCUCCGAGAUCGGCAGAGCCUAUCAGAGCUUUGUGAGCAACGGCGUGAAUUUCCAGGGGUCCCUGCAGGCGUUCAUGGACAGCUUCGUGCUCAGCUCCCUGAAGAAGGACAAGGGCCUGAAGGACAAGGCCCUGGGUGACCCGCCCUCCGCGAAAGCCCCCGGGGCGGACGGCGGCGAGGACAAGGGCGGCGGGAAGGCGGCCCCCAGGAAGUCGGAGAAGUCUCAGUACGAGCCCCUGGACCUGUCGGUGCGGCCGGACACCGCCUCGCUCCCGGGCGCCCAGGUGACGGUGCAGGACAGCAUCACCUGGCACGGCUGCCUCUUCUGCGCUUUCACGACGUCCUCCGUGGAGCUCAUGGCCCUGCACCUGCAGGCCAACCACCUGGGCAAGGCGAGACGCAAAGACCGUGCGGCGGGGCCGGCCGUCCACUGCAAAGAGCAAGCCCGGGAGGCCGGCAAGGUGGCCCUGCUGCCCUUGGUGCCACCGAGCAAGGAGGGGGCUCUGGCCAGCGUGGUGGGGCCCCUGGACUCUGCCCCGGAGAAGAUGGCCCCAGGCCAGGUCAAGGAGGCUCUGGGGGAGAAGAGCGGCCCGUGGCCCGGCCACGUGGACCCCGUGUUCUGUAACUUCCCCUCAGACUUCUACAAGCAGUUCGGGGUCUACCAGGGCGCGGCGGGCUCUGGGGCCCCCGGCUCCUGCUCCAACAAGGGCUCCAACGGCAAGGCCCACUCGGAAGACGACGCCCCGAUCGUGAUCCCCGACACCGCAGACAGGAACGCGGCUGAGGACCUGUCUGACAUCGCCUCCUCGGAGGACAUGGACUCCACCAAGGGGGACAACGAUGACGACGAGGAGAUCGAGACGGAGCCCGAGGCGCCACGGAAGCCGCCGUCGGCCAUCAGCAAGGACGGCGGCGGCGAUGGUGGGGACAGCCUGCUGCCCACGGGGACCUCGCAGCCCGUCCAGGGACUGGCGUCUCCCCUGCCCCAGGCGUCCGAGAAGCCAUGGCACAGCCCGGGCCUCCUUGCCGCCCAGGACGCCUCGGCGGGCCUGCCCAGGCCGGAGCGGGGGCCCCCGGGCCUGGAGAAGCCGAUGAACAUGCUGUCGGUCCUCAGGGCCUACAGCUCCGACAGCCCCGCCUUUAACGGACUUGCCGGCAGCACAGCGAGUCCAGGAUGUGUCAAGAGGCCAGACCUGUGUGGUAAGUGACCCCCGUUCUAGUCGGUCUAGCUGGACUUCCCUUGUGUGUCCGUGACUCCAUCGCGCUCCCUGCAGCCUGUCCCGCGUGUAAAGUCAAGAGAAGACUGUGUGCACAUGUGUUGACUCAGUAACCCCCGUUGGCAUGGGCAC
Molecule: messenger RNA, 4115 nt
Organism: Molossus molossus (Pallas's mastiff bat)
Lineage: Eukaryota; Metazoa; Chordata; Mammalia; Chiroptera; Molossidae
Gene: ZNF536
Product: zinc finger protein 536
Exons: 5
Coding region: 45-3974 (1309 amino acids)
Biological process (GO): regulation of DNA-templated transcription
Cellular component (GO): nucleus
Molecular function (GO): DNA-binding transcription factor activity, RNA polymerase II-specific; RNA polymerase II cis-regulatory region sequence-specific DNA binding
Source: RefSeq, a predicted model, not a curated record